Molecule: messenger RNA, 1088 nt
Organism: Ananas comosus (pineapple)
Lineage: Eukaryota; Viridiplantae; Streptophyta; Magnoliopsida; Poales; Bromeliaceae
Product: tubulin-folding cofactor B
Exons: 8
Coding region: 115-843 (242 amino acids)
Biological process (GO): tubulin complex assembly; cytoplasmic microtubule organization; post-chaperonin tubulin folding pathway
Cellular component (GO): microtubule plus-end; cytoplasm; nucleus
Molecular function (GO): alpha-tubulin binding; microtubule plus-end binding
Source: RefSeq, a predicted model, not a curated record
ACUUUUGCCCGUUGGAGGGCUAGUGAAAGAGGGGCGCUCCCUCCGAGCCCAAGUCCACACCUCGCCCCCGCCGCCGCCGACGCCGACGACGCCGCCGCCGCUCCGCCGCCGCAAAUGGCUUCGCUUCUCCACCUCCCCGCCGACGACUCCGUCCUCCUCGUCGUCACCCAUUCCAACAUCAAGAGCUUCUCGCCCGAGAUCCGCUUCUCGCUCCAAAUGAGCGUGGAGGCGGUGAAGGAGAAGCUGUGGAGGAAGUGCGGGACCGCCGUGGAAUCCAUGCUCCUCGAGCUCCACGACGACGCAGGAUCCAAAAUCGCCGACCUGAGCGAUAAUCUGAGGCCGCUAGGGUUCUACUCCCCGCAGGAUCGGUACCGGCUGCAUAUUAUAGAUCUGGAUCCUUCAUCUGUGACCUCUGGCGGCUGGUUAGAAGACACAUCACUCGUCGAAAAAUAUACAAUAUCAGAGGAAGCAUACAGUAAACUUGAUUCAAAUUUCCGGAAAUUUAAGGAGAAGAUGAUUUCUCAGAAUCCUACCCAUGACAAAAAGCUGGCAGACAACUACAUGGAAGAGUUGUGUGCCAAUAUCAAGGUGGGUGAUAGAUGUGAAGUUGAACCAGGUGCAAAGAGGGGAGUUGUCAAGUUUGUUGGAAAAGCAGAGGCACUAGGACCUGGAUUUUGGGUUGGUAUUCAGUACGACGAGCCUCUGGGAAAGCAUGAUGGCAUGGUGAAAGGUAUUCGCUUUUUUGAAUGCCCACCGGGACAUGGCGCUGUCGUUAGGCCCGACAAAGUCAAGGUUGGGGACUUUCCUGAGAGAGACCCAUUUGAAGAGGAAGAAGAGAUAUAACAAAUAUUGAAGUGUACAUAAGAUAAUUUUCUUCUUGCUGACAUUAAUGCAAAUUUCUGUGCUUUGUUUUGCAUUUACGAUCCUUUUUCUGAUUCGAAUUGUACUUCCAUUUUGUUGUAACCAAAUAUGAUCGACUUGCGCUGGAUUCGAAGAACUGCUUUGUAAUUUUAAACUAUUUAUCGGUUCUUGUUUUGAAUCUUAUGUAGUCACAUUUAAACUGGUCAUAGUUCAGAUACGUUUCAUAA